Molecule: messenger RNA, 3008 nt
Organism: Mya arenaria
Lineage: Eukaryota; Metazoa; Mollusca; Bivalvia; Myida; Myidae
Exons: 7
Coding region: 80-1525 (481 amino acids)
Source: RefSeq, a predicted model, not a curated record
AAUAUAAGGAUGCUGUCAACAAGUACCAAACAUAACACAGGACGAGGUUAUUGUGAACACAUUUGGAAAAGUGACAAAAAUGAACGCUUUAUUUUUGUUUGCUGUAUGUGCAGUUUCGGCUUUAACAUCAGGUCGUGAGUAUAAAUGCAAGUAUCUACCAGGUAGGGUGGACUACACGCAGUUUAACCCUGUGUCGGACGGCACUCUAGACACCAGCCACAUAUCUGGAUUCAUACUCCAAGCAAAAGGCAAGAACGACGCACACAUCCUUCUUCAGAAGAGCCAGAGUGACUACAACAAUGACAUUGUGGAGAUUGUGCUUGGUGGGUGGGGUAACAGUCGGUCAGCCAUCCGAAACAAACAACAGGGACCGAGAUUCUCCACGUACAAGGGCGCUGUGCUGUCAUCCAGUUCUUACAAUUGGUUCUGGGUCACGUGGUCUGGGGGAUGUGUCAAGGUUGGGAAGGGAAGAACGAUGGGAAGCAGCCAAAUCAUGUCCUGGUGCUCACUCAGUCAUUCAGUGAGCGGAGUCAGGAUCAGCUACGGUUACGGAAGUGACGGCUAUUUUAAUAUUCCAUCGCAAGUAACAAAUGUUCAACAAUCUGCAGUAGAAGAGGGUCAUGUACUCGGCCACAGCGGCCCCUACGACGGGCUCGUCCGAUUCAACGACUCUGCCUCCUGGAACCAAGGACGUAUCAGCGCCAUACGAAUGCAGUGCGGCCAGUACCUGCUUGCCUUACAAGUCCAAUACAACGGAGUGUGGGCAUCUAAGCACGGAUUCUGGAAUGACAAGUGUUCGACCAACCAAUCGUGGACACCCACGUACUAUUUUGGAGAAGACGAAUGGAUAGAGCGUGCGGAGUUGACGGGCGGCAGAUACGCAUCUAGCAUCACCCUCACCACAAACAAGCGGCGGCUGGAAACAUGCGGGAUCCCCGCGGUGUCCCCCAGAUUCGUGGAGAGUGGCAGGCUGGAGUACGUCUCAGGGAUAUUUGGCUGCUACUUCGACCAAUUCCGGCUUCAUUGGUCAUCCUACCAAGAUGAGGCGGUAGGGGGUCAUGUACUCGGCCACAGCGGCCCCUACAACGGGCUCGUCCGAUUCAACGACUCUGCCUCCUGGAACCACGGACGUAUCAGCGCCUUAAAAAUGCAGUGCGGGCAGUACCUGCUUGCCUUGCAGGUCCAGUACAACGGAGUGUGGGCAUCUAAGCACGGAUUCUGGAAUGACAAAUGUUCAACCAACCAAUCGUGGACACCCACGUACUAUUUUGGAGAGGACGAAUGGAUAGAGCGUGCGGAGUUGACGGGCGGCAGAUACGCAUCUAGCAUCACCCUCACCACAAACAAGCGGCGGCUGGAAACAUGCGGGAUCCCCGCGGUGUCCCCCAGAUUCGUGGAGAGUGGCAGGCUGGAGUAUGUAGCCGGUAUAUUCGGUUGCUACUUCGACCGAUUCCAGCUUUACUGGUCAUCCUAUCACUCAUCCUCAAAUUUUAUGCCAAUACGGAGGGCAGAAGUUCUGAAAUAAAAACAUGAGUUUAUAUCAACGUUUAUUAACAGGUCAACAUUAACUAUUUGAAUAACAAAGCAGUCUGAAUUCAUAUAACCGUCAUUAAAACUGUCAAUGAUUUUCUUAUUAAAUAUAUGAAUUGUGUCUAAUGAUAUUUUAACACAGAAGAACAUACAAGAAUCAUCCAAUUGUACACUGAAUAAGAAAUUCACCAUAAAUGCUUUUUGUCACAUUUGUACAUUAAAAAUAAAACAUAAACUUAAAACAAUUGUCAUAUACUCAUCUCUUUCUCAGAGAUAUGAUUUUAUAUACUUUAUACGUUUGUCACGUAAAAUACGUACAUUAUAACAUCAUUGUAAAUCUAACUUGAAAAUAACAAAUUGGAGAACAAAAAUGUUUUUACAACAUCGCUAAAGCAUUGCAUGGCUCUUGCAGAUGUCUGAUGAUCAUAAAAGUAGAACAGUUAUCAAAACACGCUCUAUUCGCAGGCUUAAUAAUUGUCACGUAAAAGACAACUGUUUGUUCUUCAAUGCAUCGUCUACCCUUGCAACGUCCUUACUACUGAGUUUAAAGAAUCGGUUUCCCCUGCCGGUUGACGUGGGCUCUUCAACUCUACACAGUAUAUCAGAGGGUUCUGCCCAUAUUUUAUCGUGCUUUUUAGGCCAUUUCAAACAAUCCUUCACUUUAGACCCCUUCUCCAAGAAUGAUACUUCAGAUAACCCCUCGUCAAUAUCAGUGACCUUGCCAACAUAUGCAUCGUUGUCAUACAUUGACGCUAUGAACUCCCCUGUUCUAAUGUCAUCAACAUUAAUGCCUAUCUCUGUGUUUUCUGAUGUAAUUGUCGUCUUAUCUGGUUCCCCGUCCUGUUGGUUUCCACCGCCUGAUGCUUUUGUUGUCUUGCUAACUGUGUUGAUUGUAUUUAAUUGUAUCUAUAAUAUAUAUCUCUAAAAUUGUACAGCAUCAUGUUUUCAUAUUGACACAUCAUCAUUACAUACCUUUAUAAUGAAUUUAUUAUUAUGUUUUAAAAUAAAAAUAUGGAUUGUGCUUAUCGUAUUGUAACGUCAAAUUGUCUAUUUUACUAUCUUAUUUCGCAAAUUUUAUUCUAAAAAUAUUGAAGAUAAGAAAAAGAAGAAGAUUUUUUAACAUUUACAGUAUAGAUUGUGUAACGCUAAAGAACAAAAUUUUCUAAUAUAUAAGUUAGAAUUUUACGUGACACUGUAUUGUAUUUUACGUGACACAAAUAACCAGCCACACCCUCUAAUAAUUAUGGUCUAUCCUAUAAUUUACAAAAAAACAACAAAUCAAUUUCGAAAUAUUUCCUAAUAAAACCACACACUUAUUGAUAUGAAAUACAAGUUUUCCUUAGUUAUAGCAAAUAGCAAAUAAAGCACCAUAGUUAAACAAACUUACCAGAUCGAUUUUUCCAUUCUUGAGCGGUUUGUCCGUGAAUUCGAAGAAAUGGCGGAUGUAAACAUUCUAUGACGUCAUAAUAAAUUUUAAA